CCACACCUUACGAAUUUAUUAAAAUCACGCCUCUUUUAGUACAAAAUGGACGAAGGUUUGCAGGCUGUGCUUAAGAAGCAUUUACACCUGGUGGAUGGGCUUCGAUGUAUUUCAGUAUCUGACAGAGAUGGAGUUCAAAUUGUUGAAGUACACACUGACCAUUUUCCUACUGGCGUAAUCAAACCAAUUUUUAUGGGAACCUUUGCCAUCGCAAGCGAACAGGCCAGUAAAUUAGGAGUCGGCAAGAAUACAAGCAUCAUAUCAUACUACUCAGGGUAUCAGGUGAUACAGUUCAACUAUUUACCGUUUGUGCUCACAUUCAUAGCUGACAGCAAAUCAAAUACUGGAAUGCUGUACUCCUUAGAGGAGGAUCUGAGAGAUCCUAUUGGUCACUUGCAAGCAGCUGUAUCUGUUCCUUGAGGAAAUGGCUAUGGGAGCUGCUGCAUUCUUUAGUGUGGCACAAUUUGCGUUUUAUCAUUUUAACUAUAGAUUUAUUUGUCACAUAAUGUGUUCUUGUAAAUGAUAUUGGUGAAGCUGAUGUAGAUCUAGCUAUACAAA
Amphimedon queenslandica is the source of this 558-nucleotide messenger RNA. Its product is annotated as ragulator complex protein LAMTOR3-A-like. The transcript is spliced from 7 exons. Gene Ontology annotation, biological process: cellular response to amino acid stimulus; positive regulation of TOR signaling. The record is from RefSeq and is a predicted model, not a curated record. Gene Ontology annotation, cellular component: Ragulator complex. Bases 46 to 420 code for a protein of 124 amino acids. NCBI's taxonomy places the organism in Eukaryota, Metazoa, Porifera, Demospongiae, Haplosclerida, Niphatidae.